UCUAGGGUGCGUGGCGGCGAUGGGCGAGACGACGCAUCCUCCCACAAUGGUACUCGUGGAGCAUCACGCCGGGCACCACCAUCUCCACGAAGCCGCGAGGGCGAGCAGUAGAUUCCUUGUGUCGGCAUCGACGUGCGUGAAGAUCGCGGUGGUCAGCUUCGGGAUUGGCGUGAUCGUGGGCUUCAAUCUAAACAAGCGCGUCCGUAAAUUCGCGUCGCGGAUGCUCAAGCGCCUCAAGGAGCCCUAAAAAAAUGUCCAUGUGUUAAAGGAGUUCGAAUCUUUAGAGAAUAUGCGGUAUUUUUGUCCCA
This is a messenger RNA of Selaginella moellendorffii, 308 nucleotides long. RefSeq lists its product as uncharacterized. Bases 20 to 247 code for a protein of 75 amino acids. The record is from RefSeq and is a predicted model, not a curated record. The transcript is spliced from 2 exons. Lineage: Eukaryota; Viridiplantae; Streptophyta; Lycopodiopsida; Selaginellales; Selaginellaceae.